CUCCUCCCACAUCCGGUGGAAAACCGCUAUCUAUCAGUAGAAAGAAAAAAGAACAACAUCUCAAGCAGGAAUGCGCCUCUCGGAACCAUGUAGCUGCUCCUGAAAAAAAGCUGCAUAUUUUCGAGAUUUCAAAAAAGACGCAAGGGACAAAAUGAUCGGAAGAAGGUGAUCGGGAAGGGACUGCUGCUGCUUCUUCAGCCGGCUGAAGGACCGAGCUAGACUCCCAUGGAGAGGCCUGGCAGGCUGCUUCUGCUCUCCGAACUCUGCGUCAGGAACGUGGCGUACGAUGUCAGCCUGAGCCGGUCACUGCUGGCAUGGAAAAGACGGGCCUCCAGUCCGGUGUACCGCCCAUUCAGACCCAGCGUGAAUCGCCUUGUGCCGGUGUCAGAGAUCAUCUCAGUCAGAGAGGAACAACGGAUGAACGGCAGCGAUCGAAAAGAUGACAGCAGCUGGAAGAAGAUCAAAGGUGGAGACGGAUCGGAUUGCAGGCAGGCCUUCACAGUGUUGUACGUGGAGAGGUGUCGUCAGCACCACUGGCGCUGUGCUGAAGUUACCUUCACGUGUAGAGACGAGGUACUCUGCCAGAACUGGGUCAGGAGGAUCAGAGAGCAACUGGCCAGCAUCUCCACCAGACCCAGAAAUUUGCUGGUCUACAUCAACCCAUACGGUGGGAAGCGUCAGGGCAAACGCAUCUAUGAGCAGAAGGUGGCGCCACUGUUUGCUGAAGCUGGGAUCUCUACACAUGUCAUUGUCACUGACUAUGCCAAUCAUGCAAGGGAUCAUCUGAAGACGGACGCUGAGCUCAGCAAGGUUGACGGUGUGGUGUGUGUGGGAGGAGACGGCAUGUUCAGUGAGAUCAUCCAUGGUCUGGUGUGGAGGACACAAAUCGACAAUGGUGUAGAUCCAAACUGUCCUGAUGAAGACCUUUCUCCCUGCUCACUUCGCAUUGGAAUCAUCCCUGCAGGUUCAACAGACUGUAUCUGCUUUGCGACAAUUGGAACCAAUGACCCAGUCACCUCUGCACUGCACAUCAUUGUGGGAGACUCUCAGCCAAUGGAUGUGUGUUCAGUUCACCACCACAACAUGUUCCUGCGAUACUCCGUCUCUCUGCUGGGAUAUGGUUUCUACGGCGACAUGCUAACUGACAGCGAGAGGAAAAGAUGGAUGGGCCCGGCCAGAUACGACAUAUCAGGUUUGAAAAUGUUCCUGACUCACCAUUACUAUGAGGGAACGGUGUCCUACCUGCCUGCCAGAGGCAUCAUUGGAACUCCACGGGAUGCAGGCAAAUGUCGAUAUGGUUGUGCAAUCUGUCAGCACAAUGGGCAGAUUCAGUCAGAGAGAGCUGAGAAGUAUAAGACGAAUCAAGACUCAGAAUGUGCGGAUGACGGAGAGUGGAGGACGAUCCGAGGAAAGUUCUUGGCUAUAAACGCUGCCAGUAUGAGCUGUGCCUGUCCUCGCAGCCCCAAAGGACUCUCCCCUGCUGCUCACUUGGCUGACGGUACCACUGACCUCAUCCUUGUCAGAAAAUGUUCGCGCUUCAAUUUCCUCAGACACCUCUUGCGACACAUCAACAAAGAUGACCAGUUCGACCUGGCCUUUGUAGAGGUCCACCGGGUGGUGCGUUUCCGCUUCACCCCGCGCUACUGCCAGAGCGACUCAGACCUGGAACUGGACCUGCUUGAGAACGGCAAAAGGCAGAUCUUCGGCCACAUUUGCCGAGACCACCCGGCUUGUGGAUGCACACGCACUAACAGCAGCUGGAACUGCGACGGUGAGAUCCUGACCCACACGGCCAUCGAUGUCAGAGUGCACUGCCGGUUAAUCAAGUUGUUUGCACGAGGGAUUGAAGAGCCUCAAGUGUUUGCGGACCUCGGCAACCCCUGUGUAAUAUAAACCUUUCUCAUUCCCAUCAAGACGUCUUCGGAAACUGGAGCUGUUUCCAGCUGCUGAGAGGCUUUAGUGUUUCUCUACUGAUAUUAGCUGAACUUAAUAGGCUAGAUGGGGGAAACAAACAAAGCAUUAUGGAAAAACAUCAAGAUGUAAAAAAAUUUUCUCGGGUCAAUGUAUGAACAUAGGCACAUAAAACAAAAGCUCUGAGCGCUAAUGUCCAAAGGAAUUGUGAAAAUGUACAAACCAUCUAGCAAGCUCCUCUGUUGGUUCUCUCAGUUGUCACCUGCAAGUUACAGAGUGAGCUCUCAUCACAGAAAACUUUAAAAUAAUCUCUAUGAUCGACUAUCUGUGUUAUGUUGGUGGACACAGUCAGUUUAAUCAAUUACGAGGUUAAAGUUCAACACCAAACAGGCCAACAUCUGCCUUCAUCAUAUCAGAACCGCAGACCAAUGCUGUUUUGUGCACAAGGCAAGACAACACCAAUCAACUUGGAGAAUGUACUGUACAAUAAAUGACUCACCUGCCUUGUGAUGUGUAGCUCCACCAACUAGCAGGCGAUUUGCUGUCAUGAAAACAGCUGUUCCUGCAUCGGAAACGCUGUAAAAAGCAGAGACUAGAGAACCGUCCUGUCAGGCUGGUCUUCCGGUCGAUGCACUGAAGAGCCUGGCAUCUCUCUCUGUCUUCACUUAAAAUGUCUGAACCUCACAGACAAGCAUACAGUCAUACUCAUUUUAGCUGAGCCUCAGAGUCACCCUCUGCUCACGGAUAUGCAGUUUUUUUCUAGAGCCUUAAAGGGAGCGAUGAUGUGCUGGUUUAUACGUUGUCUACUUGGAAGAAAAGAAAGGAAAAAAAAAACAAAGAAUAAAGGGAUUUCCCACCAGAAUAUUGAUGUAGUGUUCGUAUACCUGUGGUCUCUAACGGAUCACUUGUCCAUACUGAUGUCAGAGUGGGAUUCCAUUGCUUAUGUAAGCCCACGUCUUUACUGGACAGGCGGUUCACCUGCCAGAGUCCUGGUGGAAUUAGAAAGGGGCUGUUCUUGGUAAUAUCCUAGAGCCAUCUGGUGAAAAACCCUGUAGAAUCUCUCAUUUGUUUUUACCUACACACUUUUCCCCUUUUGACCAUUUGACAAAUAACUUAUAACAGACUGAUGACCAGGAUUCAGAAGACAUCAUAACUGACCAGAUGACUUGUUUCCUUGUUUUUUUUUUCUUGAGGACCAUUCAGAAAGGACCACUGUUUCUCACUGUACGAUCCUGUGCUUUUACAUCAAAAGUCAGUUCUCGAUAUGUCUUGCUGUGGUGCGCUUGUUGCUGUUUUAUUCUUGUUUUUUUUUUUUAUCAUAUAUGUUAUCCAUUAACAUAGCUAGCAUUACUAAAACAAUGUAUUUUCUCAACUUUCCAAUCACCCCAAUUCUGAAAAUUUGAAGAAAAAAAACCAAACUACCAGCAUUUCCAUAUCCAGCCUGUUACGUACAGACAGAGCUUACAACCUCCAAACGGUGAUACAGAGUAACUUUCUCUACCCAGCUCAGUUUUCCUGUUAUCUGCUCUCACUCUCUUGCAGCUUAAAGGAGCAGCAGACAUGUCUUAGAAAGCCACUUUGUUUUAAACACGCUCUCUUACAUCGCUCACUGACGCUGCAACCUGGAAAUGGUUGUGGAGCCUGCGUACGCUUGCUUGAUAAACAUCAGAUUUUGCGGUUUCUGAUAAAAAGUCAGGAAACGGCUAAUUCCAGAGAACACUGAUCUCUGUACUUUACUACCAGCACAGCACUUUUGCAGCAGAAUAAUCAGCAAUUUACGACCCAUGUUUAAAAAGCAAAACAGGAUUUUUUAAAAAUAAAACUGUGUAUCAUGAAGCACAUGAUAGUACUCUGUUGUUAAGUCUUUAAACAUAUUUAAAAUGACCCUUUAGAUGUUUGAAGGGUCUCAGGCAUCAGCCAAUCAUUCUUCCUAAGUCACAUGACUAGAAGUAGACAACAUGUUCUAAACCGAAUAUGCAAAAUGCAGGUUUUGCGGUCUGUUUCUGUAGCAUUGCUUCAAAUAUUUUUAUUUUCCAAAUGGUCUCGAGCUUAAUGGUGGCUUUGAAAUUGUUCAUAACAGUAAUUGUUAGGAAUCCUUCUGUUUUCAGUCCUUUAACCUUUGUUCUUAAUCCCACUGUUGGUAAAAGUGGUUGUAAACCCCAGGCGCACACGCUGUGCAGACUAGACAUUGUCUAAAGGAAUUUAAUUUGGAGCAAAGAUGCGACUUUCUGAACUCCAUGCAUCCAUCCAUCUUCCAACACGCUUAUCCCUGUUGGGGUCAUGGGUGAAGGUCCUGGUGACCGUCUCUCACCCGUUGACCGGGGCGAGAGGUGGGGAACACCCUGGACGGGUUGCCAGUCCAUCGCAGACUUUCUCAACUCAUCAACCACCAUUAGCAUUAGCUGCACUUUUGCAAACAGAUAUUUGGUUCUGAAUUCUAAUUGACCGAGACUGAAUGCUGGGAUGCUAAAAUAUUGCAGAAGAAGAAUUUUAAAUAAAGACUUAACAUUGGUUUUGCAUGAAAUGUUAAUUUGUAGCCUUCGUAGCAUGAUUUCCUUGGUUCUGUUUUGUUUUAUUAGAAUAAUAAAAUGCAAUGCAAGUAGAGUUUACUAGACAGACUCAUCUGUCUGUCCAGAGUUUGAUAUUCUGAGCUUUCAGGUGACGUGACACGCAGCCUUACUUUGAGACAAAUUAAGCUGGAAGCAUGUUGUAGCUUAGCACAUCUGCAGUCACUGCUGCUGCUGGGCCCAUCAGUCUUUUCUGAAACCUCACAUUACACUAUUCAUUAUCUUUAAGUUUGUCUUUUUUCAAUAAGAAAAGGUCAUGCCUGUGUCUGUUUCAAGUGUCCAGCAUUCAGAGGUGAGUAAAGUGUCUGCAGUGUCUCUAGAGAUUAGACAACAUUACUUAAUGAAUUAUUUCAGUUGAUUAUGUAGCAGUGCUUCACAUGGCCUACAUACAUACAUGACCUGUGAAAGCUGUGGGGCUCAAUCGAUAGAUUUUGUAGACAUUCCCAAAACAAAACAAUGUGUAAAAGACUAACACUGUGUUCUUGCUGUGUAUGCUGCAGUGAUGGAUAUGGUAAGACAAUGCUGGCACAUUGUUUUCUCGUGACAUCGUGUCUUUCUGAAACCAAAGGCAGAUGUGGAGCAGUGCUGGACUGUUUGUCUGUUUGUUGGCCAGCAUUUCUAUUUCCUUUGUGCAUAUGUGGAGCUGGACUCUCAGCAAAUAUAAUAGCAAACAGUAGCAGGUCUUUUUGAUUAGGAUCACUAACCAAUCAGAUCUCAGUUUUAAUUAGAAUCGAUCUGUUUUUCACUCUUGCUGCUGGAAAUAAUUCCAAUUUGGGGGGGAUGGUCAAAAUAUGUUAUAUUUUUCAAUUUCACCUGAGUUGUAACUGCAAAUAAUUUCAAAAUUCAAUCCAUAUUCCUGGAACUUUUAAAUUUAAAGUUCUUUUUAUUUAACCAAGAUGUUGGACACUUCUCAAAUGAUCAUAAACUAUGUUGGAGGAUGAACCUUUUUUUUUUUUUAAAUUAAGUAUUUAUUUCAAAUGUGGCAUGUUGGAAAUGAUUUACAUCUUGUUCCAUAAUUAAUGGGGAAAAAAAUAUUACAGCAAUCAAAUCCUUCUAAUUGCUACACAGCUUUUUGAAUAUUUUCCAUGGUGUUUCGAUGAUUUAUACAAAUCUCCGCAGCUUUGGCGUUGGAAGGUUUCCUUUCCAACACCCUAAUCUUUCCUCCACUGAUUCUCUCAGACUUGCCAGGUCACUGUAAGUGUUGCCGCAUGCACUCGAGAGAAAAAUAUAUAUUGGUCAAAAUGAAAGAUGACUAAACCCAAAUCUGCCAGGGGUAUGAAUACAUUUCAGUUUAACUAUUUGUACAUUAAAUCGGUAACCUUCAAUAUUUUGGAUGAACACAAAGUAUCAUGUAGAUUCCACUUCAGAUAUUGAAUUCAUCUGUCAUAUUUAUUAUGGUCUGCUGUGUGUUUUUCCAACAGAGGCGUGCAGAAAAGUCAUCUUUUGUUGCUGAUUCUUGCUAAGUUCAAACUGAUCAUUAGUUACUUUAUUACUGAAGAGAUUAGAAUUUCUAAACAGAGCCUGCAGCCUCUGUUCUUCCUACAAUUGUGUAGUUUUCUGAAUGAGAAAAUGAGUUGGAUGGAGCAACUGUGUUCUUCUCUGCUGUAGUCGCUGUCAUCAGAAAUAAACUCUGUUCAGCUCGUC
Molecule: messenger RNA, 6122 nt
Organism: Xiphophorus hellerii (green swordtail)
Lineage: Eukaryota; Metazoa; Chordata; Actinopteri; Cyprinodontiformes; Poeciliidae
Product: ceramide kinase-like
Exons: 13
Coding region: 226-1893 (555 amino acids)
Biological process (GO): phosphorylation; ceramide metabolic process
Molecular function (GO): ceramide kinase activity
Source: RefSeq, a predicted model, not a curated record